AUGGUGUAUUUGGUUCAGUCCGGGGACAUGGAGUACGUCGAUGAAGACAAGAGGACAAAGUACCUCACUGCUCGCCCGGACCAUGACGUCGAAGUGCUCAGCUUGCCAAACCUUUGGGCAGAAUGGGUACACACCGGCCGCUUGACUGCCACGUCGAACAUCUGCCACUACGCCGGUAUCGACUGCAAGCAGUUCUGCACAACGGCCACCCACUUCGGCGGGAGGCUGUGCGAGUAUCUGAAGGCCCGGCAGGGUGUCAGGGUUCAGCUGAACUUGAGUCGCAGGGCUUGCACAAACAUCCCUAGUCUGCGCCCUUCCCUAGAGCCCUGA
Symbiodinium natans is the source of this 330-nucleotide messenger RNA. The record is from the annotation of a GenBank genome assembly. Lineage: Eukaryota; Dinophyceae; Suessiales; Symbiodiniaceae.